Cinclus cinclus is the source of this 1146-nucleotide messenger RNA. RefSeq names its product calcium/calmodulin dependent protein kinase IV (gene CAMK4). The transcript has 11 exons. Bases 1 to 1146 code for a protein of 381 amino acids. Gene Ontology annotation, biological process: protein phosphorylation. NCBI's taxonomy places the organism in Eukaryota, Metazoa, Chordata, Aves, Passeriformes, Cinclidae. The record is from RefSeq and is a predicted model, not a curated record. Gene Ontology annotation, molecular function: calcium/calmodulin-dependent protein kinase activity; ATP binding; calmodulin binding.
AUGCUGACAGUCACCAUGCCCUCCUCAUCCUCCUCAUCUUCCUCCUCCGGCUCGUCUACCGCCAGCCGCCCCGGCUCCGCCGCGCCCGACUACUGGAUCGAUGGCUCUAACAAGGACACCCUGGCUCACUACUUCGAGCUGGAGUCCGAGCUGGGACGUGGGGCUACAUCCGUUGUCUACAGAUGCAGGCAGAAAGGGACCCAGAAACCUUACGCCGUCAAAAUGUUGAAGAAGACAGUAGACAAGAAAAUUGUCCGCACUGAAAUUGGAGUUCUUCUUCGCCUUUCACAUCCCAACAUUAUAAAACUGAAGGAGAUAUUUGAGACCCCUACAGAAAUCAGUCUUGUUCUGGAACUAGUCACUGGUGGAGAAUUAUUUGACAGGAUUGUUGAAAAGGGGUACUACAGUGAACGAGAUGCUGCAGAUGCUGUCAAACAAAUCCUGGAAGCAGUUUCUUAUCUGCAUGCAAAUGGGAUUGUGCAUCGAGACUUGAAGCCAGAAAAUCUACUCUAUGCAACACCAGCACCAGAUGCACCAUUAAAAAUUGCUGACUUUGGACUUUCCAAGAUUGUGGAAGGUCAUGUGACCAUGAAGACAGUUUGUGGAACUCCAGGGUACUGUGCACCAGAGAUAUUACGGGGAUGUGCCUAUGGCCCUGAGGUGGACAUGUGGUCCCUGGGGAUUAUCACCUACAUCCUACUUUGUGGCUUUGAACCAUUUUAUGAUGAAAGGGGAGAUCAGUAUAUGUUUAAGAGAAUCCUGAGCUGUGAAUAUGACUUUGUGUCCCCCUGGUGGGAUGAUGUGUCUCUAAAUGCCAAGGAUUUAGUUAAAAAGUUGAUUGUUUUAGACCCCAAGAAACGCCUUACGACUCUACAGGCUUUGCAGCACCCAUGGGUCACAGGGAAGGCAAUAAACUUUGCACAUAUGGACAAUGCACAAAAGAAACUUCAAGAAUUCAAUGCCCGGCGUAAACUUAAGGCCGCAGUGAAAGCCGUGGUGGCCUCCACACGCCUCGGCAGCGCCGGCAGUCACAGCACCCAUGAUGGCCACAAGCCUGGCCACAGCCCUGCACCCACCCAGGACACCCAGCCCGUGGAGGAGCCCACUCGGGAAGCAGCAGCAGUGGCUCCAGAAGAGAUGCCUUAG